This is a messenger RNA of Myotis brandtii (Brandt's bat), 3180 nucleotides long. RefSeq names its product FERM domain containing 7 (gene FRMD7). The transcript has 12 exons. NCBI's taxonomy places the organism in Eukaryota, Metazoa, Chordata, Mammalia, Chiroptera, Vespertilionidae. The coding region runs from base 172 to 2307 and encodes 711 amino acids. The record is from RefSeq and is a predicted model, not a curated record. Gene Ontology annotation, molecular function: guanyl-nucleotide exchange factor activity. Gene Ontology annotation, cellular component: cytoskeleton.
AACAGAAGUGUACCCUGCUGACGAUGGGGUGCCUGAGUAGGGGUGUGGGUGGGGUUGGGGAACCCGAGCACACUGCACCCAGCUGAGAGUGAGAUUCCUUGAGAAAGCCCCUUCCUGUCACAGCACCCACAGCACUCUGAGCCUGCUUGCAGCCCAACAGCCUCUCCGAGAAUGCUACAUUUAAAAGUGCAAUUUUUGGAUGAUUCCCAGAAGAUUUUUGUGGUUGAUCAAAAGUCAACUGGGAAGGCGCUGUUUAACCUGAGUUGCAGCCAUCUAAACCUUGCUGAAAAGGAAUAUUUUGGACUAGAAUUCUGUAGCCAUUCUGGAAAUAAUGUCUGGUUGGAACUUCUGAAGCCUAUUACAAAACAAGUAAAAAAUCCUAAGGAGGUUGUUUUCAAAUUUAUGGUGAAAUUUUUCCCAGUGGACCCUGGACAUCUACAAGAAGAGCUUACAAGGUAUCUUUUUACUCUUCAAAUAAAGAAGGAUUUGGCUCUAGGAAGGCUUCCAUGCAGUGACAACUGUACAGCGUUGAUGGUAUCUCACAUCUUACAAUCAGAAUUGGGAGACUUUCAUGAAGAAACAGAUAGGAAACAUCUGUCACAAACCCGGUACUUACCGAACCAAGACUGUUUAGAGAGCAAGAUCGUGCACUUUCAUCAGAAGCACAUUGGCAGGAGCCCAGCUGAAUCUGACAUUCUGCUACUGGACAUAGCAAGGAAGUUGGAUAUGUAUGGCAUCAGGCCUCACCCCGCCAGUGAUGGUGAAGGGAUGCAAAUCCACCUGGCUGUUGCUCACAUGGGAGUACUGGUGUUACGGGGAAAUACAAAGAUUAAUACUUUUAAUUGGGCUAAAAUCCGCAAGUUGAGUUUUAAGAGAAAGCAUUUUCUCAUCAAACUUCAUGCCAACAUCUUGGUGUUGUGCAAGGACACCUUGGAGUUCACCAUGGCCAGCCGAGAUGUCUGUAAGGCUUUCUGGAAGACCUGUGUGGAAUACCAUGCUUUCUUCAGACUCUCUGAAGAGCCCAAAUCAAAGCCCAAAACCCUACUCUGCAGCAAGGGUUCCAGUUUCCGCUAUAGUGGAAGAACCCAAAGGCAGCUUUUGGAAUAUGGGGGGAAAGGGAGGUUGAAGAGCUUGCCAUUUGAAAGGAAACAUUACCCAUCUCAGUACCAUGAACGACAGUGCAGGUCCUCACCAGACCUCCUCUCUGAUGUCUCAAAACAAGUGGAAGAUUUGAGACUAGCCUAUGGCAGUGGGUACUACCGAAAUGUGAAUGGAGUGCACGCAUCUGAGCCUGUGCUAGACAGUAGGAGGAGAAACUCUGCAGUGGAGGUGACAUUUGCAGCAGAGCUGGAGCGUUCCAAACCAGAGGCAGAUCCCACAUUGUUACAUCAAUCGCAAAGCAGUUCCUCUUUCUCUUUUUUUUAUACUGAUCCUAUCUUUAACACUAACCACGAUCCUGACACUGAUUCUACAGACUACUUUGAGGAAAGAAGUCCUCUAAGCUCCUUCCGAACAAGCUGUAAGUUUGCUGACAAUCACAUGAGCACAUCUUCUGGCCUUACAAGCAAAGUGAGUCCAGCAAAGAGGCUAACAUACACAGAUGUGCCGUAUAUUCCUUGUACUGGUCAGCAGGUUGAUAUUAUGCCUCCCCAAGUCUUUUUUUAUAUGGACAAACCACCCCAGGUGCCCAGACAGUCUCCAAUUAUGGUAGAGGAAAGGGAAAGUCUAAACAGCUGUCUAGAACCCACUGCAACGAAGCCAGUCAGAAGAAGCCCAAGGAAUAUCAGAAUGAAGAGCUUUCAGCAAGACUUUCAAGAACUCAAAGAAGCUAUGGAUAGGACAAGUGGUAGGAGCAACAUCAACGUAGAUCUAGAAGACCCAGAUUUAGAAGAUGCAUUUGCAUAUAAUAUUCAAGAGCAACCCCCUAAACGCUCCCACAGCCAAUCAGACAUGAAAACUAUCCGUUUUCCUUUUGGGUCAGAAUUUAGACCUUUAGGGCCUUGUCCUGCUCUGAGUCGUAAAGCUGACCUAUUUACUCAUAUGUUUGCAGAGCAGGAGUUUCCAACAGUUCUAAUGGAUCAGGGAGCAUCAGAAAGGUAUGUAGCGAAUGAAUCCAGUGAUUCUGAAUCAGAGAUUCUUAAACCAGACUAUUACUCUGUGUAUGGUAAAGGAAUGAGGUCACCCAUGGCCCGAAUUCGCUUGUCUUCUGGUAGUCUACAGCUAGAUGAAGAAGAUGAAAAUGUUUCUUCCAAUACAACUGCUGAAGACAGGACUUUGUUAAAACCAUGUAAUUACUUUUUAGCUUAAAAGUGUAAACUCUGUGACCAUAUUUGGACCAGUUCUGUUACCAACUUAGGAAAAAGAAGGAACCUUCUGCAUAAACCAUUUUCUUAGUUCCUAUUCAUUGGUAUUUAGGGAAUCUUCGAAGUUUAGGCAUGUGGCUUAUGAAAGAUUCAACUGCUGCCUUGUUUAUCAACUUCUACUCUUCUAUUCCCUCUAAAAGAACGGUGGAACAUGCCCUCUCCUCAUUAGCACUGUGGUGAAGUGAGGUGGGUAUUUGUCAUCUUCAUGACACAUUUUCCCAUAGAGACAUUAUAAAUGAAGAUCAGGCUCCUUAAUACUGAAGAAUGGUGACAGUAUGGGUUGGCAUAUAGAACUGGCUUCUUAUGUCAUUUAGUGAUUUAGUAGAUCGUGACUGUGUUAGUCAUUUUUGUUCUUAAAUAGUACUAUGACUAAAGGUUUCAGUCCUCAUUAUCUGUGUGGGGCCCAGUAAAAAUGGUCCUGUAAUAUGUUAAGAACUUCAAUUUAUAUAAGAUAUGUUAGGGGUAUCGUGGCCCUCCUGAAGCUCAGGAACAAGAUGUGCCAUAGAUUCAACAGCCACAAGUUUAUAAUUUUUCUAGGACUUGGCAGAAUUCUAAUCUUCAGAAAUGAAUGAAUUAAUGAAUUUCUAAAGCCAGAUAUAUGCCUGCUGAGGAUAUAAUAAUGUUUAACUUAUUACUUCUCUAUUCUUAACUAUCUAUUAUAUGUAGUGAAAGAGAAAAGCUAACUGUUGGUUUGUUUAAUCUCCUGUAAGACUUUUUUUGCUAUAUCUUGUUGCAUGUAUGUAGGCAAGGAAAUGAGAUGAAUAGUAUUUUAACAGAGUGACUGAAAUCCAUUUAUUAAAAAUGCUAUAAGUAUUAU